CUACCGGGCCGUACAGCCAUGCUGUCAAGGCAAACGGGUUUGUCUUCAUUACGGGACAAAUAGCUACUGAUGAGACUGGUAAAAUGAUGGGAGGAACAGUCGCAGAGCAAAUGGACCAGACAUGUCGAAAUGUCCAAACCGUCCUGGAAGCUGCGGGUUCAAGUCUGAACAAGGUGAUCAAAGUCCAGUUGUAUUUUAAAAGCUUGAGGGACCUUGAUAAAGAGGUGAAUGAGGUCUACUACCAACACUUUCCUCACAAACCAGUCCGAACCUCGGUUGAGGUUAGAGGGCUUAUGCUAGAUGCCAGAAUCGAGAUUGAAGUUAUUGCUCUGCAA
This is a messenger RNA of Clonostachys byssicola, 335 nucleotides long. The record is from the annotation of a GenBank genome assembly. Lineage: Eukaryota; Fungi; Ascomycota; Sordariomycetes; Hypocreales; Bionectriaceae.